GCUGGCAGGGAAUCUGAGUGGUUCUGUUUUUGUCUUCACUCUCCUAGGUAACCUACAAUGGUUGAAGAAGAGAUUGCAGCGCUGGUGGUUGACAAUGGCUCUGGUAUGUGUAAAGCUGGCUUUGCAGGGGAUGAUGCUCCCCGGGCUGUGUUCCCUUCCAUCGUGGGGCGACCCAGGCACCAGGGGGUCAUGGUGGGGAUGGGCCACAAGGACAGCUAUGUGGGAGAUGAAGCCCAGAGCAAGCGAGGCAUUCUGACCCUGAAGUAUCCCAUUGAGCAUGGGAUUGUCACCAACUGGGAUGACAUGGAGAAGAUCUGGCAUCAUACCUUCUAUAAUGAGCUUCGUGUGGCCCCUGAGGAGCACCCAAUCCUGCUUACAGAGGCUCCCCUGAACCCAAAAGCUAACAGGGAGAAGAUGACUCAGAUUAUGUUUGAGACCUUCAAUGCCCCAGCUAUGUAUGUGGCUAUCCAGGCUGUGUUGUCCCUGUAUGCCUCUGGCCGUACCACUGGCAUUGUCAUGGACUCUGGGGAUGGCGUCACCCACACCGUGCCUAUCUACGAGGGCUAUGCCUUGCCACAUGCCAUCCUGCGUCUGGACUUGGCAGGCCGUGACCUGACUGACUACCUCAUGAAGAUCCUGACGGAGAGAGGCUAUAGCUUCACCACCACAGCUGAGAGGGAGAUUGUGAGGGACAUCAAGGAAAAGCUGUGCUAUGUGGCUAUGGACUUUGAUGUGGAGAUGACCACAGCUGCAUCCUCUUGCUCCCUAGAGAGGAGCUAUGAGCUGCCUGAUGGCCAAGUCAUCACUAUUGGGAAUGAGCGGUUCAGGUGUCCAGAGGCCAUGUUCCAGCCCUCCUUUCUAGGCAUGGAGUCCUGUGGCAUCCACGAGACCACUUUCAACUCCAUCAUGAAGUGUGACGUGGACAUCCGAAAAGACCUGUACGCCAACACAGUGCUGUCUGGGGGCACCACCAUGUACCCGGGCAUCGCUGACCGCAUGAGGAAGGAGAUCUGCACCUUGGCACCCGCCACCAUGAAAAUCAAGAUAGUUGCCCCACCAGAGCGUAAAUAUUCAGUCUGGAUUGGAGGAUCGAUCCUGGCUUCUCUGUCCACCUUCCAGCAGAUGUGGAUCAGCAAGGAGGAGUAUGAUGAAGCUGGCCCUGCUAUUGUCCACCGUAAAUGCUUCUAAAUAAGCUGCCUAAAAAUAUAUCUACAACACAUGUCGUCUAAAGACAAUCCUUUGUCCUCAGCUGCUGAGACUAGUAGUGGAGCUAUCUGGAUGUUGGCUUCAUAGAACCCAGUUCAGGGUCCUGCUUGUGCUGUCUACUACCUGGGACAACUUAUGUACCCUAAGUAAGGGGAAGGGGCUACAGUCUGGUGGCUCUUUGGGUAUCAAAAAGCAGCCAUGGGGGUGGAGGGUAGAUAUUCUAACUUUUUCCUCUUUAAACUAUGAAAGGCUCCCAAGUCUUGAGCUGGGUUUCAGGUGUCUGGGGAGGGUUUAUAGCUUGCACAGAGAAGCACUGGCUUGUCUCAGUGAAGUUCCAUGGAACUGAAGAGGUAAGCAUCCAGGAUGCUGAGUGGGAUGGGGAGGGAAAACCUAGGGAGGCUCAGGGUGACUUUGGCUGUGGCCUGAGUCCCAUGUCAUACCCUUGGGCAUUGUAUGCUAUGCUGUGAUGAUUCCAGCAACAAGGAAAUGGCUCUUGCAUAGCUGAGCCCCUUAUUCUCCUGUUAACUUCUCCAAGGGGAGGAGUGUUGUAGCCAACUUGUAGCUACCCUCUUCUUGGUCCUAAACAACCCCACCACCCCAUGCCUACUACUGUAAAUCUAAGUGGCAGAGCUGCCUCAGUAGUUGAAUACCAGUUUUUAGGCCCCCUCUCCUCUCCUACUGAUGGGGAUCAGCCGGUGAGGUCACUGCAUGCAUCUGAACAGAAGACCACCAUUAAUCUCAAUUUUUGUCAGGCUCUUAUUUGAGGACAGUUGAGAACAUCCACAGAUGAGAAGCCCAUUUCUACUUGUGUAUUAAUCAUGUAAUCAUCCUGUAAAUGCCUGCUGGUGGGAAUGAAAUUUGUUGCUGUUUAGCCAUUAAACAUUGUUUAACUUCUUCUUUCUUCACACUUCCCAUGUGGCUGGUCUAAAAGCGUUCAGUCCCUCUAGGUCUACAAAACUAACCUGCCUGCUGUGAACCAUGCCCCUUAUCUUUUUCAGGGGAAAACUGAUGGAUCCAUAGUGAUCCCUUUCAAAUACAGGAGUCCUGUCAAACCUGUAUUGGAACCACUUCCAGGAAUAAAAAUUCUGCUGGCUACUAAAGCUUGAGCACAUAACUUGCAGUGGUCUCCCUAGAAGGAGCCAAAUAGCA
Messenger RNA from Gavialis gangeticus (Gharial), 2355 nucleotides. RefSeq names its product actin, cytoplasmic 2-like. Bases 58 to 1188 code for a protein of 376 amino acids. The transcript has a single exon. Gene Ontology annotation, biological process: cell motility; axonogenesis. The record is from RefSeq and is a predicted model, not a curated record. Gene Ontology annotation, molecular function: protein kinase binding; nucleosomal DNA binding. NCBI's taxonomy places the organism in Eukaryota, Metazoa, Chordata, Crocodylia, Gavialidae. Gene Ontology annotation, cellular component: synapse; NuA4 histone acetyltransferase complex; membrane.